Molecule: messenger RNA, 1735 nt
Organism: Salmo salar (Atlantic salmon)
Lineage: Eukaryota; Metazoa; Chordata; Actinopteri; Salmoniformes; Salmonidae
Source: RefSeq, a predicted model, not a curated record
AUUACAUGUGACACUGUAAUGACGAAAUGGCUUUGUUACGAAAGUAUGCUUAAAUGUCCAAAGUAUUUGAGAAAACGCACCAAACAGACCUAUGUUCCGGGUUUUGAUUCGUACAAUGUGUGGUUACCAUCAUUAGUCUGAAUAGGUAAGGUACGUCAACAAUGCAUUUCGCUGAAACCGUCACUCCACACCACUGAAGUCUCAGCCAACACCAUGGCAGCAUUAGGACUCCUAUGGCUUGUGAUCUCCACAGCAUCCAUCCUUGUCAAAUGUGAUGAAGAUGCAACAUCUGAACACAAAAAGAUCUACCCAGCAAAGAUCUUUGGACCAUCUAGUGUGACUGAAGGGGUAAACGUCACUUUUAAAUGUAGCACUACUGGCAUCAGAGAACCUGAGGACAAGUUUAAUUUUUACCUUUGCAAGAAUGGAGUUGGGAUAAGAAUUGCGCUGCUGCAGAAACUUGUAGAUGACGCUAUUUUCACCAUAAAGGAUGUUACAAGAAAAGACUCAGGCAACUACAGCUGUGUGUACGCCAGAGAUAAACUUGUACCCAGUCAGGUGAACUCAACAGGGGAGAAUUUAGUGUUUUUUCAGGUUGAUGGAGAACAGAAAGGACAAGGAAGAGCAGGACUGGCAGCAGCCUUGGUCCUCCUGUUUCUGACGCUGUCUGUACUGCUGUUACUGUGGAGGAACUGGGGAAUCCUGAAACAAAUGAUACACAUUGACCAUCAACCAAGUGAGAAUCAGGAUGCGGAUCUAACAUACAGUCUAAUCUCAGCUGUGCCAGUCGCAGCUGGUGUAAUUAGUGAGGUCCCAUUUGAUGGUGAUGAAGGACCCUAUUCUAUGAUAGGUGACUGGAGAGGGCUGAAAUCGUCAGGGAGACUACGAAAGAAUCCUGAGCCCUUGGGUUCACAAGGUGUGUCAGCAGGCAUGGGAUCGGUUGUUCAUCACUGUCCAACUGAUCCUACAGGAGCUGAGGCACUGUACAGUGUAAUAACUAGAGCACAGCAGGGUGAAACUGCCAUCUAUGCCAAAGUGACCAAAACAAAGAAGGAGAAAGAAAAACAGGACCCCGUUUACAGUCUGCCGAUGAAAACAUAAACAGAGAGGACACCAUGAUACUGUAUACUGUUCCAUUACAAAUACAGUAGUGCUAUACAGUAGUGAUAUACAGUAGUGAUAUACAGUAGUGAUAUACAGUAGUAUAUGACAUGCGAAAUGACAUGACAGAACAUGUGGUUUAUCUCCCCUUUUGGUCAUAGAAGUCUGGGGAUAUUAAUACUGUACACCUAGGUGUAUGCCAAGAUGUGUUUUUUGAAAUACUGCUUUGGUUUUGAACAUAUUACUCUGCGUUUGAUGCAGUCUGCAGUCUGGGUGCCAUCUUUGAGCCUAGCGAAGAUGUAGAUGACAUUAUUUCACCUUUUAUUCAAUAAAAACAAACCAGGCUUGAAUAAAAGCUAUAUAAAUUCAAACAAAGUGUUAGCCAAUGUUUUCCACAGGUUUGUUAUGCCAACAUGGAAAUGUGAAUUAAGACACACAAAUGAAUGAUAAGACAAGACCGAGACAUACAUAGAGAAAGAGAUGUGGACAAAGGAGAAUAUGUGGCAGGCUAAUGUGGUUACAGUGGUUCUAUAGAAAGCUCAGUCUAAUGGGAGAGGGAGACAGAGCUUAGUAAUAGACCAGCCACCAUCAUCAUGCCUCCCAGCAGAGGGGAAGAGGGGAGGAGAAGGGGAGA